Messenger RNA from Corylus avellana, 771 nucleotides. RefSeq names its product expansin A17 (gene EXPA17). NCBI's taxonomy places the organism in Eukaryota, Viridiplantae, Streptophyta, Magnoliopsida, Fagales, Betulaceae. Gene Ontology annotation, biological process: plant-type cell wall organization. Gene Ontology annotation, cellular component: extracellular region. The record is from RefSeq and is a predicted model, not a curated record.
AUGGAACGGCUCCAUGCAUCCGCUAGUUUUAUAUUAAUGUUUAUGUGGAUAUUCACCACAAAAUUUAGAGUAGCAUUGGCUGUUUGGCUACAAGCCCAUGCAACAUUUUAUGGUGGAAGUGAUGCUUCAGGAACGAUGGGGGGCGCCUGUGGUUAUGGAAACCUCAACACCGACGGUUAUGGAAUAAAAACUGCAGCUCUUAGCACAGCUUUGUUCAACGAUGGCAAGUCAUGUGGUGGGUGCUAUCAGAUAGUCUGUGACUCGACCCAGGUGCCCCAAUGGUGCCUCAAGGGUACUUUUAUUACAAUUACGGCUACAAACUUUUGUCCUCCAAACUAUGAUCUCCCUAGUGACAAUGGCGGUUGGUGCAAUCCUCCUCGACCACACUUUGACAUGUCUCAACCUGCAUUUGAGACAAUUGCCAUAUACAAGGCUGGGAUUGUACCUGUUCUCUAUAGGAAAGUUGGAUGCAAGAGAAGCGGAGGCAUUAGAUUUACCAUCAACGGGAAAGAUUACUUCGAACUAGUGCUCAUAUCCAACGUAGGGGGAGCUGGAGAUAUCUCUAAUGUUUGGAUCAAAGGAUCUAAAUCCAAUCAAUGGGAAACCAUGUCAAGAAAUUGGGGUGCCAACUGGCAGAGCCUAAGUUAUCUCAAUGGCCAGAGCUUGUCUUUUAGAGUCCAAAGCAGUAACGGACAAAUCCGCACAGCUCUUAACGCAGCUCCUUCUAAUUGGAAGUUUGGCCAGUCCUUUAAAAGUAAUGUUCAAUUCUAA